AUGACUUGCAAGAUAUUAUUCAGGUUGUCCAACCUCGGGGAACCUGUGAAUAAUGAGAAUGUUAGCAAUGGAGUAUUAAGUUUGCCAUCGAAUGAUUAUCCAAAGUCAUACAAACCAGGAGACCCUAUUUUCGACUUGCGGUUUCAAUUGAAUGCGGCAAGUAAAGUCGCAAGAAAGGGGGUGUUCCAUACUAAUAUACCACCGUCUUACAAAGACGAGUUUGAUAGAAACAAAUAUUACAACCACUCCAUUGAAUCUUCAUUUCAUCAAGACAUUUCCUUUACCAUCCCCUUAUACAAGCCAGGAGCUUACAAUUAUUACAUUUCAUAUGAAGACGAAAAUGGGAAUGACAAGGAGACAGAAAAGUUUUACUUCAAUGUUCCACCUCAUUUGACCAUCGAUGGAAAUUUUGUCCCAUUCAAUGCCAUCAAUGUGGAGACAGUCAUUUCCAAAUGGAUCGGACUGUACGAUCGUUGGCCUAAAUUUUUCAAAAACAUAAAGGCAAAGGGGUACAAUAUGAUUCAUUUUACGCCAUUGCAAGAGAGGGGUGAGUCGGACUCUCCUUAUUCUAUUUACGAUCAGUUGAAAUGGGAUCCCAAGAUUUUCUCAGACCAAAAAAAGGCGGUUGAUCAAAUUCAUAAGGUGUUGAACGAUAACGAGUUAUUAAGCUUGACCGAUGUUGUAUGGAAUCACACUGCUAAUAACUCUGAGUGGUUAAAAGAUGCACCAAAUUCGGGAUACAAUAAACACACUGCACCACAUUUGACACCAGCAAUUGAAUUGGACGGGGCAUUGUUGGAGUUUAGUGAAAAAUUGCAAGAGUAUGGCUUUCCCACUGCCAUUGAAAAUGAAUCAGAUUUGAGCAAAGUUAUGGAGGGAAUAAAGUCUAAAGUAUUGGAUAAGUUGAAUCUUUGGGAGUACUACGUGUUCAACAGAGAAGGGACCUUGUCCGAUUUAGAAGAAACAUUCAACAAACAAAAGUCAGCCAUUGACAGCAUCAAGUUACCUGACAAUGUCGACAAAAAUGACCUAGUACAAUUGUCGCAAUUUGUAUUGGAAACUGCAAACACCCACUCAAAAACAAUCUUGGGCCACAGAUUUGAAAACAAAUUGGACUCUAAAAAGUUUUUGGCUAUUUUGUUUGCCUUGUUUGGUGGAAAUAGUGUCGAUGCUGGUACCAUUGUCGACAAAGCAGGGGAAAUUGUUGAUCAGAUUAACGCACCAUUGUAUAGAGAGUACGACGAUGACUUGAAGACAAUCCAACAGCAAAUUGCUGACAGAAUUCGCUUCUUAAGAUUAGCUGACAAUGGACCAAAGUGGGGCAAGGUGACAACAAAGCUCCCAUUGACAGAACCUUACUUUACAAGAUUCACCGAUAAAGAUGGUAAGAAGCAAGCAUUGGCCAAUAAUGGAUGGAUCUGGGGUGGGAACCCUUUGGUUGAUUUUGCAUCUGAUCAAUCCAAAGCCUACUUGAGAAGAGAGGUGAUUGUGUGGGGUGAUUGUGUCAAGUUGAGAUAUGGAUCGAAAUAUGAAGACUCUCCACAAUUGUGGGAUAGAAUGAUCAAGUACACCAGAGAAAUGGCUAGAGUGUUUACUGGGUUCAGAAUUGACAAUUGCCACAGUACACCAUUGCAUGUUGGGGAAAGAUUGUUGGACGAAGCAAGAAAAGUGAAUCCAAAUUUGUAUGUCAUCGCUGAGUUGUUUUCAGGAUCGGAGCAAAUGGACAAGAUAUUUGUUGAACGAUUGGCAAUCAAUUCAUUGGUCAGGGAAGCCAUGCAAGCUUGGAGUGUUGGCGAAUUGUCGUCCUUGGUUCACAAGCAUGGUGGUAGACCCAUUGGUUCAUUAACUUGGUUACCUUUGAGUGAUUUUUCAUAUCCUGCUGAGAAGGAGCCGGAAUUACGAGUUACAAAAGAGGGAUACACUGAAUUAGAUAUCCCGCAAGUUUUAACCAGCACUUCACCCCAUGCAAUAUUCAUGGAUUGUACUCAUGACAAUGAAACACCUGCACAAAAGAGAACUGUUGAGGAUACGUUGCCUAAUGCUGCACUUGUUGCGUUUUGCUCAUCGGCUAUUGGCUCUGUGUACGGCUACGAUGAAUGCUAUCCUCACUUGCUAAAUGUUGUUAGCGAAAAGAGAUUGUACGAUUUGGAUGAUACAAACGGAAUAGUGAAGGUAAAAGCAAAGUUGAAUGGUAUUCGUAAGCAAUUGGCUGAGGAAAGUGAAGAUAUUGCUCGUGAUCACGAGAUGUAUAUUCAUCAUGAGGGACAGUACAUUACUAUCCAACGCUAUAAUGCCAGAACUGGGAAAGGGUGGUUUCUCAUUGCUAGAAGCAAAUUUUAUGCUAACGAAACGGAGCAAAUUUUGUCUCCUUCCAUUCUCGGUGGGACAAAGGUUAAACAUGAGUUUAGUUGCACAUUGAAAAAAACCGGGGAAUAUGAAAAGGAUGAUAAAUUCUUGAGGGGAAUACCAACCGAGGUGAUUGAUAUUGAACCACCCAAAGUUGAGUUUAAUAAUGGUGACAGUGUCAUUCAAGUGAAUGGAAGCUUUAUUCCAGGGUCAAUAUCCGUAUUCUCUACUGAGAUUCCCGGUGUUGAUAUCAAACUUGAUGAAUAUGUCAGGCAGGGGGCACUUGAGGCAUCUUUAGACUUGGACUUGUAUGAUUUGAAUGCUUUGCUUUACAAAUGUGCUCCAGAGGAGUUGGAUGCUAGUGGAGGUAAAGAGAGUGUCUACAGUAUACCUCUGUAUGGUGAUUUAGUUUAUGCAGGUCUUGAAGGUUGGCAAACUGCAUUGAAGCAUGUUAUCUGGUCUAAUAAUUUGGGUCACCAAAUUUGCAAUCACUUGCGUGAUGGAGCUUGGGCUUUGGAUUAUGUCGUGCAAAGGUUGGACAAGUAUGUGGCCAAGUCUAAAAAUUUGGGCAAGUUUCAAAAAUGGUUGAAGGAUCGUUUUGAUGCAGUUAAGAAAGCACCUUAUUACUUGAGGCCUCAUUAUUUCUGUUUGAUUGUCGGGAUUGCGUACGAGGCAGCUCGAUUUAGAGCAUUAAGACAGUUGAGUAACCAAAUCCAGCAAGCCACCAAUUUUGUUCAGAGUUUGGCAUUGACAAGUGUUCAAAUGACGGGGUUUAUGAACAAUACUUCUCUUGUUCCUGAUAGAUCUGUUGCAUGUUUAGCAGCUGGGUUGCCCCAUUUUAGCAACGAUUACAUGAGAUGUUGGGGAAGAGAUGUUUUUAUUUCAUUUAGGGGGUUGUUGAUUGUGCCAGAGAGAUACAAUGAUGCAAAGGAACAUAUUCUUGGUUUCGCCAAAACUUUGAAACAUGGGUUGAUUCCGAAUCUUUUAGAUGCGGGAAGGAAUCCCAGGUAUAAUGCCAGGGACGCUGCUUGGUUUUUCUUGCAAGCUAUUCAAGAGUAUGUGACUCACGUACCCGAUGGAGAAAAGAUUUUAGACGAAAAAGUUACCAGAAGAUUUCCAUUGGAUGAUGAGUAUGUAACUGUUGAUGACCCACGUGCAUUUAGUUAUGAAUCUUCUAUCAGAGAUAUUAUCUUUGAGAUCUUUCAACGUCACGCUAAAGGAAUAAAAUACAGAGAAGCGAACGCAGGGCCAAAUCUUGACUCGCAAAUGAAGGACGAAGGUUUCAACGUGGAGGUUGGAAUUGACUGGGAAUCUGGGUUUGUACAUGGUGGCUCACAACUCAAUUGUGGUACUUGGAUGGACAAGAUGGGUGAAAGUGAAAAAGCUCACAAUAAGGGAAUUCCUGGAACACCAAGAGAUGGAGCUGCUGUCGAACUACAGGGUUUGCUCAAGAGCGCGUUGCGAUGGGUGGUACAAUUAAAUAAACGAGGCAAGUUUGAUUACACUGAAGUUGAAAAGGAGAAUGGAGAAAAAGUCUCUUUCAAGGAAUGGGAAAAGUUGUUGCAAGAUAACUUUGAGAAGCGCUUCUAUGUGCCGGAAGAUACAAAUGAUGAUGACAAGUAUGACAUUGACGCCUCAUUGGUUAAUAGACGCGGAAUUUACAAGGACUUGUACCAUACAGGUAAGCCAUAUGAAGAUUACCAGUUGCGUCCAAAUUUCCCAAUUGCAAUGUGUGUGGCACCAGAAUUGUUUACUCCUGAACUAGCAUUGACUGCAAUAAACAAUGCCGAUAGAAUUAUUAGAGGACCGGUUGGUAUGAGAACAUUGGAUCCACUGGAUUACAACUAUCGUCCCUAUUACAACAACUCAAUUGACAAUGAUGAUUUUGCCACAUCCAAAGGUCGCAACUACCACCAAGGGCCGGAGUGGGUAUGGAACUAUGGAUACUUUUUAAGGGCAUUCUUGUAUUUCCAUUUUGCUACCAACAAUGAAGGAAGUAAGGCUCGCACACCAUCGAUUGAAUUGUUUACUCUACUCAAUGAUAGAAUUCAACAUCACAUUCGAUGGAUCAAAGAGAGUCCUUGGGCAGGUUUGACGGAAUUGACCAACAAAGACGGUGAUUUAUGUAACGAUUCAAGUCCAACACAAGCUUGGAGUAGCUCAUGUUUGUUGGAUUUGUAUUAUGACCUUUGGAGAGUUGAGAAGUAUCAAUAG
Lodderomyces parapsilosis is the source of this 4560-nucleotide messenger RNA. It is a transcript of the gene GDB1, whose product is annotated as bifunctional 4-alpha-glucanotransferase/amylo-alpha-1,6-glucosidase. Bases 1 to 4560 code for a protein of 1519 amino acids. The transcript has a single exon. Gene Ontology annotation, biological process: glycogen catabolic process; glycogen biosynthetic process. The record is from RefSeq and is a predicted model, not a curated record. Gene Ontology annotation, molecular function: amylo-alpha-1,6-glucosidase activity; 4-alpha-glucanotransferase activity. Lineage: Eukaryota; Fungi; Ascomycota; Pichiomycetes; Serinales; Debaryomycetaceae.